CGUGUCGGUGUAUGUUGCGAGGGAUGUAACUCUAUAUAAACAGAGAACAGGGAAAUGACGAACAGGGAAUUUGAGCACCAACCCAUUCGUUAAAUUAUUUGUUUUUCGUCUGUGUAACGCCAUUGUCAGCUGAGAGAUUCAUAAGCUUGUUGAAGACCGUAACAUAGCGGUCUGCCUGGCUUAUUACUGGGUCAGUGUCGUGAGUUGUGUGGGUGGUAGCUAAACAUCUAUACACCACUUAAACCAGAGACGGUCUUUAAUAGUAUCCCAGUACCCUGAGUCUGUGCUGAGUGACCACCAAGGAUGACAGUGACAGAGACAUUACAAGGGGUGGGUGAGACAGUCCUGCCUGUCCCCACCUCCGCACGCCCCACAGGGAUAGAUGCUGUGAUUGAUUUUAUCGGCGGCUGUGCAGGGGGCGUGGCCACUGUUUACACUGGCCAGCCAUUGGAUACUGUGAAGGUAAAGAUGCAGACAUUCCCCACGAUGUACCGAAAUGCUCUGGACUGUUUUCUGAAGACUUACAAACAGGAUGGAAUAGCCAGGGGCUUAUAUGCUGGCACAGUUCCUUCACUGGCAGCCAAUGUGGCAGAAAACUCAAUUCUCUUCUGUUUCUACGGGAUGUGCCAAAAAGCCGUGGCUUUCACAGCAGGUGUGCAGGACGUGAAAGACUUGCACCCGCUGCACAAUGCAUUUGCGGGAACGGGAGCUGCAUUUUUCUCCUCGUUUAGCCUCUGUCCCACAGAGCUGAUUAAAUGUCGACUACAGGCUAUGAGAGAAAUGGCCACCAAAGGGGAACUGGAAGGUGGGCUAGAGAGACUCAAAAUAGGUCCACUUGGACUGACCAGAGAGAUUCUGAGAGCUGAGGGCAUCCAGGGCUUGUUUAAGGGGCUGACCAGUACAUUUAUGAGGGAAAUGCCAGGCUACUUCUUCUUCUUUGGAGGAUAUGAAAUCACUCGGCAGCUGCUUACUGCGGAGGGAAAGACGAAGGAUGAAAUAGGAGUAGUUAGGACGAUUGUUUCCGGUGGAGUAGGGGGUGUCUGCUUGUGGACGGCCAUUUUCCCUGCCGACGUAGUCAAGUCACGCAUUCAGGUGCAGGCUGUUGUGGGAUCAAAGGCACCUACUUUUACAGCCACCCUACUCCAUAUAUUCAGAGCUGAAGGUAUCCGGGCACUGUACAAGGGACUGGGACCGACCGUGCUACGAACCUUCCCUGCCACAGGGGCCUUGUUCCUGGCUUAUGAAAUGACCAAAAAGUGGCUGAGUGCCGGUGUGGAUAGCUUCUUGUAACGCUCCUGAAUUUUAGUACAUCAAGCUUGUCCAUCAACAGGGAUGCAGAACCAUCUCUGAUUGGCUAGUGUGAGAGACAGGCAGCUCCAGGAUGUGCCUAACUAACUUGAAUUUUAAGUAAAUUUAUUCAAGCAUGACCAUGUUUGUAAGCUUUAACCUGAGAAUUCCUUUCCCCACUUUCAGCCAUCCAGCGUCGAUUCUGUAUCCCUUUAAGUAAAGUUUUGGGAAAGUUUAUGCCCUCCACUUAUCACUUUUAGGAUUUGUAAAUAUGUCCUCUGUAAAACAUGUAAAAUGAUGUACAUUGUAUAAACCAUAAAUACAUGUAUCCUCAUGAUAUUCUGUAUGUGAUAUUUCAGGUGUUAAGAAGGGAAUUGCAUAUUGUAAUGGUAUGUUAGUGUAAUUGUAAAAGACAUCAGGUAAAUGCGGUGAAUCUCACAUUGUUGCUUUUUUUACAUUUUGUCUCAUGUUGAAUUCAUUAUUGAAUUGGAACAUUCUGUUGUUGAUCAUAUGUUAUGAUCUACUCUUAAAAAUUUAGUGAAUUAAUUUUGGAUUAAAACCGUGUUCCUGUUUUACAAUUUCCCAUCUCACAGUACCCUAUUUUGGUUUCAAGGUUAACAUUGUCAGUGAUGUUUGUAUAGGAUAAUGCAGAUGUCUAACAUAUCAUCCUAUGAUAGGUAUAACUUAAUUGUUACAACUGUUGAUAUUUCUUACAGUUUUCCGUUUGUUAAAGGAAAAUGUAGGGAAAGUUUAUUACUUGGUCUCGCAUUGAAAGAAAGGUUUUGGGAAUGAAAAUGUUCAAAAAAUUUCAUGAUCUUUGGGCAGUUUUUGAACCUGCAUUUCCUCUGUCCACAAGUUUGCAAUGCACUGUUGAUAUUUCUUACAGUUUCCAUCUGUUAAAGGACAUUGUGGGGAGUGUUUAUUGCUAUUCCAUGAUUUUUUUUUUAUGCAUGUUUUUUUAUUGAAACCCUGGCAGUCAGGGAUUCAAACCAGCUGGAUUGGGGGCCUCCAUUUAGACAGAUCAUGUGACUGGAUACAUCAUGGAAUCCUGGACUUGAAACUUGGUAUCCACAGGCAACCAUGUUAAUUUUCAGAUGAAGUUUGCAUACGUUACCAGUAUUCUGUUUUGUUGAGUUUGUGUACAUUACCAGUACUCUGUUUUGUUGAGUUAGUGAAAAGUUACACCUAUAUGUGUGGAUGACCAUUUCGACAGUUUUGCAAACUUUUUGCUUUAUGGACUCUUCAUUGGUAUAACUUGAACCUAAGUAUGUUUCCGUUUCUUUGCGAUUUUUAAUUUUUUUUUAAUUUGAGAUUGCACCAAGCUUCCAGUAUUUUUUUUUGUGGUUUGGUUGGGCACACAUACUGCCGCUGUAGAUGGCUUACUCUAUAUGUAGUUGAUCUACACAUUGACCCAAUAACACAAACUGGUAUCUUUUAUAUUUCUUAUUCCGUAGCUUUACCAUGGCUUAAACCAUAGUCCUUCAUUUUGUGGCUUUAUUUGUCACCAAUGUAACAUGACAUAUUCCGAAUGCCUUUGUGGGUGUCUGCUACUAUAGACUUAUUUUACAUCUGUGUAUGUGUGAUGUGUGCUAACACUUGGAGAAAUUUCACAGUCACUGCAGGAAUGGAAGGUGUUCAAAUUCCCAAAGACCAGUUUUUAUUUCUGGAAUUAUUAUCACAGUUUCCUCUAACUCAGACAACAAUAUUUUCUGUUCAUAAUUUUCUUCUAAACCAGCUUAUUUGUUUUCAACCUCUGCAAGGGUUAACUAUUAAGCUGUUUUCAGGUGCCAAGAAUUGUUAAGUUUGUUGACAUAAUAUAGGCCUAACUGACGUAUACAUGUACCUAAAUGACCUAAAAGUUUGCCCACAAAAGUGCAUUUCCAGGGGCAAAUAAAUGUCACAAAAUAUUAUUUUGUGCUGAAAGGUACAAUUUUCCAUUAGAAUAUCAUCCCAUGAUCCAAGCCAACCUCAAAACACCUUUCCAAAAUCAAUAGAACUCGCAGAAUCAGGAAAAACGGGCAAGUUAAUCAUGAAUGAAAU
Messenger RNA from Liolophura sinensis, 3327 nucleotides. RefSeq names its product mitochondrial ornithine transporter 1-like. Gene Ontology annotation, molecular function: L-ornithine transmembrane transporter activity. Gene Ontology annotation, biological process: mitochondrial L-ornithine transmembrane transport. The transcript is spliced from 6 exons. Gene Ontology annotation, cellular component: mitochondrion. NCBI's taxonomy places the organism in Eukaryota, Metazoa, Mollusca, Polyplacophora, Chitonida, Chitonidae. Bases 304 to 1290 code for a protein of 328 amino acids. The record is from RefSeq and is a predicted model, not a curated record.